This is a messenger RNA of Brassica napus (rape), 4437 nucleotides long. RefSeq lists its product as uncharacterized. NCBI's taxonomy places the organism in Eukaryota, Viridiplantae, Streptophyta, Magnoliopsida, Brassicales, Brassicaceae. The transcript has 2 exons. Bases 2161 to 4371 code for a protein of 736 amino acids. The record is from RefSeq and is a predicted model, not a curated record.
AACAACAAAAGUGUUUAAACUGAGACUGUCAAUAAACUAGUAAAGAGAAGAGACGAGUUCUCGUCGGUGGGUCAAGACAAAGACGUGUUUUAUUAGAUCAGUGAGUCGAAACCGAGUUACAAAAAAGGGGAGAAAACAGAGGUAAGAGUCCGGCGAAGACAAGUUCGUCGGACCGUACAAGUCGGCGAGAUGUAAGAUGUAAAACCCUAAUUCUAGCCGAAAGUGAGUGUAGUAAUUUGCGGAUCCCCUCCUUGUUGCCUUCUUUCCUCCUUUUAUAGGUGAACAUUCGUUGACCUAAUGUGUCUUGUCUCGAUGGGCCUCCUCGAGUAAUUGGGCCGACUCGUCGGGCCGUUGUGUCAGGUCGGCGAGCCGAUGAUGUUUAGUCAGUCGUCUCAUCGACUAAAAGUAGUCUGGAGCCGAGCCGAACACCAGCUUACAAGUCGACGAGCCGAUCCUCUUUGUUGUAAUCAUGUAUCUGGGUAAUUGUCUUGCGGGCCUUUUGGGAGGGCUAGGCCCAUACCCAACAGUAAGUCCCCCCAGUUCGCUGGUGAGUAGUGCAGCCGACUCAGCGAAUUUGUUAGUAGGGUUUGCGAGACAACUAUCCCAAAUUUGUGAUUUCGAUCGACUCUUCGACACUCCAAUCAACUCCUCGUCUGUCCAAUCGACUCCUCGACUGCGCAGUGGAUUUGGUAUGCCCACGUUUGAGGAUCUGACUGAUUUGAAUUUGAUGAUGAUUGAUUUUUUUUUAUUUAAACCGGUGGUUCGUUCCGGUUUUGAUUUGAACCGAUUUCGGUUCUCCUCGAGAAGCUGAAAAGUCGCGACGUUUGGUGAGCUCCACGCGCCUUAAUGGGCCGACUCUAGGCCCAUCUAGGUCUAAUAAUGACGCCUCGGGGUGCGAUGCGCUCCUCUCUCUAUAAAUACCUCUCUUCCUUCUCAUUUUCUCCACUCUUCAUCCGGCUCAGGUACUUUCUCUCUCUAACUCUCUGCUUCUCUCUCUAACUUUGUAGUCUUAGAUCUGAGAAUGUCGUCGGGCGGUAGAGGUAAACUUUCUAGGGCCCAGAAAGGGAAAGCCGCGGUGAAUGCGACCGAAUCGAGUCCGGAACGUGUCAUUGAGUCGAAUUCCUCGCCCGAUUUUGAGACGAUUCAUCGUGAAGCCAUGAUGGACACGGAGAAUAUGGACACGCCCCAGCGAGUCCUCGUUGCUGAUUCGGCGCGACAGCUCCGCGAGGAGAGAGAAAACGUAACAUUGAUUUCGAGAGACGGUCAGGGUGGGGCUGACGUCGGAGAGACUUCCCUCCCCGAUUUCGUUCCGUGUUGUUACCAUCCGGGAGGAAUCUUCGAGGAUCUUCCAGCUUUGGCGAUUGAGCAGAUGCGUCCUUCUGUCGUAGAGGGACAGUCAUGGGAGAAUAUCGAGGAGACUCGUUCGACUCCUAGUAGCGUGAAAGCUUUAUUGAGGGAGUGUGGAGGAGCCGGGGUGACCUUUCUGAUCCCAACUAAAUCUCAGAGGCCGUGGUCCCCUCCUUUGGGGUUUCAGUGCGUCUAUGAGUCAUACUUUCAUGACGAGACCAAACUUUGGUUUCCAAUUCCUCGACUUGUUACGUCUUACGUAAGACGUCGUGACGCGGCGAUCAGUCAAUUUUUCAACGGCGCGUUCCGUACCUCGGUGGCAUUGAUGGUGACUGCGGCGGAGAUUGACGUUUCGAUGAGUGUCCGGACGCUCGAGGAGCUGACCUAUACGAAGUCGAUGGGUGAUGGUUUGUUCUCGAUUCAGAUGAGGCCCAACUACAACGUGAUCGUCGAUCAUCCAUGUAGGACGGCGCACUGGCAGCGUUUCUACUUUUACGUCAAGUCUGACGGUUUUGCCUUCGAGGAGCCGCCCGACGAUUCCUUUCGAUUUUUGUGGAAUCAUAAACUUGGUAGAACGUUGUUGUCAGCUCAUCGACUGUCUCUUUUCCUUGUUUUUCUGACGUUUUUUUUUUUUUUUUUUUUUUGUUUAUUUGCAGUUGAUCACCCUGACACGGCCUUUUAUCCGGAAGAUUUCGUAUCUGAUGCUCGUGCAGUUGUUUCGCGCGUCCAAGUAAGCUGGAAGGAUAUCACCAUCGAGAGGAUUCGACGAGUGCUCGACAGAAUCUCGAGGAGUAAGUUUCUUCUUACGAUCACAUGUUUUCCUCCAACUUAUGUCAGUCACGAAAUUUAUCUCAUCCAGCUUGCUACUCUUUUUCAGAGGAUUGGAGGUCUGAUCUAUUACCUUUGAUUACCGGUAACAAGCGACGGUUUUCGAUAUUCAGUAGUGCCGAGCAAAAGAUCAUCAACGCGGCCAGGGAAAUGAAAGAGCUUCCAGACUUGAGUGCGCUAAUCAAGAAAAAGCUGAGCGAGGCAAAAAGGGGAUCUUCUGCGACUCCUAGCGAGACAACUCCUAGUGGGACGACUCCUCGCGAAGAGACUCCUCGUGAAAAGACUCCUCGCGAGAAGACUCCUCGUGGAGCAAUUCCUCCCGCUCCUCUUCCUCUUGCAGUUUCUCCCAGACCGUCUUCGGGCCCAGUUAUUGUCGGCUCCUCGAGGGAGGAUCUCACAUUGAUCUCUGAACGAGAGACUGCUGAACCAUCGGUGACUGGUGGCAAUAAGAAGAGAUCUGCUCCUGACUCCUCUACGCCGGCUACCUCUCAAGCAAGGACCGAAUCCGAUGGUCCUCCGAAGAAGAAAAAGAAAAAUGAGAAGAAGAAGAAGAAAUCUGCUGAGGAACAGUCGGAGCCUGCUGAGGACACCGGGAAUCGUGAGACUGUUAUCGAGAAAAGUCUUUCUCGCGAUGCUGCGGCUCGGGGAGUCGUCGAUUCGGAUAACUCCCCGUCCAUCCCUCUGAAGAGGAAAAAGAGUUCCCGCAGUCAUGAGUUGUCUACUCCGGCUUCGUCUGCUUCUGCUGCGAAGAUUCCUCCGGCUGCACCUCAGACUCUUGUUGAAGGCGGUUCGACCUCUGAAGAUCGUCGGGUCAAAUUUCGUGACCACGUGGAGUUCAAGUACGUCGGCGAAACUCCUCUCUCUUUUGCCCCGACUGACUGUGCUGAGCUUGUUCGGCAAAUUAAGGGUGGUCGCAAGGACCUGCCCGCUGUCAAGGACCUUAUUUUCAAGGACGCGUAUGUCGAUGCGGCGAGGACUAAAAUUCUGAGCGACGGGAGCAUGAACUACGUCGUCGAGUUAUAUGAUUCAGCCCUUAAGGAGGCCACGUCCAAGUUAAAGCAAGCCGACAAGCUCGCUCGAGCGAAGGAUGUAUCUCAUGACCGCAAGACGAAGGAAUUUAAGGCGACAAUUGAUAAGGUCGCGGAGGAACGGGCUCAACUGAUUGAGAGGAAGAAGGCUCAGAAGGCUCAUUUCCUGGAGAAAUUCGGGGAGUUGAAAGAUAAAUUUGAUGCUGCGGGUGUAAAGAUACGAGGACUUGAGGAGGAGAAGAGGGCCUGGUUAAGAGAGAAGGCAGCCAUGGAGGAGAAGAUGGUGUCCACCGCGCUGAGGCACUUGAAAGAGGUCAACAGACUGAGGGACUCUCGGGGUCAUGAGGUUACUCACGAGCGGUUUCGUGUACAGACGGCCAUGAUUGCUAAGAGCAACAAGCGUUUCUCCCAAAUUCGAGAUCUCGAGAAGCGUCGUAGUGAGUUUGAAACAGUUAGAUCCUUGCAGAGCCAAGCUUUUGGGACAAAGAAAUGCCUCGAAGCGCUUAAGGAGAGCGGGAUCGACAUUCCGCAAGAGACGAUUGACUUGUUCGCCGAACAAGAGAAGGAGUACGAAACUGCGGCUGAUCGACUAGCUGUCGGAGGAAUUCCCGAGGAGCUUCUCUGUCUUUCUCCUCUUCAUCUUCGAUCUCCUUUUCUAAACGAGAAUGUGUGGGCGACGAUCGACCCAUAUGGAUCGAACGCGGGCCUGAUUGAUGCUGGGACCGCUGCUUUCCUUCAAACUCCUAGUAGUUCUCAAGGAGAUCAUGCGAACGAAGAAUCUGUAGAACCAUCUGGAAGAGAGCUCGGGGAGCCGUCUUUUCAUGAAGGUAGGAUCGUUGGUGAGGUUGCAAGGCUCGAGGAUACGACCGUUGCACCUGCUUUGGAUCCGACUACGCUCUCCACCAGCAUCGUUGUGAAUGAAGAUCCGUUGGUCCCGGCUCUUGGGACUGGUGCCGAGACGAGGACAGAGGCUGUUAAUCUUCUCGAACUCUCAGAUUCUUCGACUGAAGAAGAGGGUGGCGAACACCCGGAGGAGACUGAAUCUGGUUUAGUUGGUAACCCGCAAAAUGAAGAGGGAAUGGCCGACAGAAUUGACAAUCUACCAGUCCUUCCAGCGGACGUGACUGCUCAGGUCGUCGAGGGAGGUUCCAACCGUGCCGAAGACUAGCUUAAUAUGUUGUUGUUGUUUCUUUUAGACUUUUGGUUUUUGGCCCUUGGAGGCUUUUGUUGAUGU